AUGGACAUUGAAGGAAAUGCAAUAGAUGGACUCCAAGGGCCCACAGCUUUACCUAGCAAAAGGUUGUUGCUAUCAAUCCUAGAUAAGCUGCAAAAGAAGGAUACCUAUGGCACCUUUGCGGAUCCUGUUGAUACAGAAAAGAUCUCAAAAUACCAUGUUACUAUCAAGCAUCCAAUGAAUUUUGAGACUAUCCGGAAGAAGCUUGACGGGGGAGAGUAUGCAAACUUGGAGCAAUUUGAGGCGGAUGUGCUGUUAGUAAUCUCAAAUGCUAUGUGCUACAAUGAACCUGCAGAUACAGUGUACUACCGCCAGGCCCAAGCUUUUGAAGAGCUCGCUAAAAGGAACUUCAAGGAUCUUAGAGAACAUGGUGAUGUCGUUGAAUCCGAAUCAGAAGUGGAACCAAUAUCAAAGCCACGCAGGGGCAGGCCACCAAAGAAGAACACUGUCAAACCAGAAGCUGCUGCUCAGGCUUCUACGGAGGCACCACCUGGUAGUGCUGGAAAUGGUCGACGAUUACCGAGCUUAAGACCCAACCAUGGAUGGAAAGGAAACAAGCACAAGUCAAGUAAUGCAGAUGCACCAAGAGCUUCUUGUCGACACGAGAGAGGUGAGGCGUACUCAGCUCAAACGAGUGAUGGAUUAGCAAAAACCAAGGCAUGGCCACAUGUGAAAGAUGGAAGUAGGAGGAGCACAUACUAUCAAGAACAACCAUCUGUUCCUACACCCCAGCCGCCACUGCCAGCUUGGAACUGUGGAACAAGCAACCACCUGGUUGCACUCCAUCAGCAGGGGCACUCCUACGCCCACAGCCUCGCUCGUUUCGCUAAAGACCUUGGUCCAAUCGUUUGGGACAUGGCGGUGAGCCGGAUCGAGCAGGUGCUCCCUCCGGGGACCAACUUUGGCCGUGGUUGGGUUGAAGAUGUUGGCUCGCCGGCGUCCAUCGUGUUGCCAACGCUCAACAUGGCUACUUCUGUUGCCCCAAGGCACCCGUCACAGCCCCAGCCACCACCAGCAGCGAGUGCUUCUACUUCUGCUUCUGCAGGCGCCAUGCUGCAGCAGUUCAACGACUCGCCUGCAGCAUUAGGGUCCUGGCUUGGACCAUCACCGCAGGCUUCAGUAGAUAGUGUCAACGGUUUCAAUGUUGCUCAACUGCAGAGGUUUCUUGGAUCAUCCGCGCCUAAUUUGCCCGGCUUUUAUUAG
Molecule: messenger RNA, 1200 nt
Organism: Phragmites australis (common reed)
Lineage: Eukaryota; Viridiplantae; Streptophyta; Magnoliopsida; Poales; Poaceae
Exons: 8
Coding region: 1-1200 (399 amino acids)
Molecular function (GO): protein binding
Source: RefSeq, a predicted model, not a curated record